UCUGCCAAAAAAAGGAAAUUUACAAAGAGAACUUAAAAAGAUGUAAUAAGGCAGGAAAGUUACAAACACUGGGAAAUUUCCUCCGUUGUAAGUCAUUUUCCUUUCUGCGUCAGCUGACAGACUCUAUGAACGGAAGUAACCAGAAUUACACGCCACCAGAAUACCUGAGAACUGGGCUGGAUUAUGGUGGAUAUUCGGCUAGACCUAGUAGCAGGAAUGGAUUGUCCUCCUUGUUUCCUCCACCUGCAGGAGGUCCUCUGGUUAGUCUUCAGCAUAUUGAUAUGUUGUCUAAGAAAGUAAUUGGUGCAUCAUAUUCGAUAAUUUAUUUCCAGGAACAUAUCAGAUCAGUCUUUUUUCAUAUGAAACAGGAUCGCAGAGGAGGAGAUCCUGAUCCACGGUUGCUGUUUGGGGUAAGCAAUCCCGGUGGAUUUCUUGGCAUAUCCAGUUUUCCAGCCCCACCACAUUUGCAGAAUCAAACUCAAUACUUCAACAGUGACACAACAAGAAACACAAUACCAUGGCCACCUGCAGCUAUUGCUUUGCCAAAUUUUCAGCCGCAACCGAGUGUGCAAGGCCCCCAAGACGGGUCCAAAUUAUCCCAAGAAGAGCAAAAGAGAGUCUUGAACAGGCUGAAGAAAGAAGCAUAUAAUCCCAUGACAAAAUUGUCGAGAAGGAAACCAAAUCUGUACUACCGAGAUAGCCCACUUACUAUAUCCAAAGAACUAGAAAAAGAGAAGCAUGAAGAAGGUAAGAGGUGUCCCAUUUGCUUAGAAGAUUUUGAGCCUAAAGAGAUGGUUACGAUUACUCCUUGCAACCACAUGUUUCAUGAGGAAUGUAUUGUUCCUUGGGUGAAGAACGAAGGUCGAUGCCCUGUUUGUAGGUUCGCAAUCAGUGAAAGAUUCGGAGAAACUGCAGCUGGCUCUAGCAAUGUGACUGCAAAUGACCAUUCUGCGAGCGAUCUGGUUGCAAUCAUAAGAGCCAUGGAAGAAGCUUUUGUACCUGGAAACAUGAGGCGGUUUGUGGAGUUCCAUCCUUAACCAUAUGACCUAACAAGGACAAAUUUCCAGUUUGAGCAGACUGUUAGGGAAGUUGUUUUUCUGGAGCUGCCUUCUGUGAUUCAGAAAGACAAUACAUUGAAGAAAUUACAAUAUUUGUGUACAGAAUAUAGAUAGUCGUUUGGUAACAAAUGUGAAGAACCGAAGCAAAAUAAGACUCAGUGGAUGCAAAUGGGAUAAUUCCUCUACCACAAGAAGUUUGCGAAUGAGGAAUGGAUUCCAUCAAAGAAAAACUCGGGCAGCAAAGAGUGGUAGUUGCACGGUACUUUAUUGUGAUUCGCACUAUGUUACUUUCAUGCACAGAUGUUAAUGUCUGAUCCAAAUAAAGGUCACAAGCUAUUACAUA
Molecule: messenger RNA, 1401 nt
Organism: Coffea arabica (coffee)
Lineage: Eukaryota; Viridiplantae; Streptophyta; Magnoliopsida; Gentianales; Rubiaceae
Source: RefSeq, a predicted model, not a curated record